This is a messenger RNA of Arvicanthis niloticus (Nile rat), 4589 nucleotides long. The record is from RefSeq and is a predicted model, not a curated record. NCBI's taxonomy places the organism in Eukaryota, Metazoa, Chordata, Mammalia, Rodentia, Muridae.
ACCUGAGGACAACACUGAGUGGUCAGGUUGGUGAGCGGGUGUGGGUGGUUAGAAGAAAAGAAAAUUGAGGCUCUUUAGGCUGAGGUUUAGGCACCCAUGGGUGGCGAUGCUAGAGGAAGCACAGGGAGACGUCAGGAUGCUUUAUAGUGAUUGGCUCAGGACCUGGGAUACCAAUCCUGUCUUUCUCAUUAGGUGCGGUAUGGACAAGAGGGAUAGGAUAAAAUCAGGAACUGCCCCGCGGAUGCCGGCUUCACGACCCCCUGGCCUUCUGACCCCUAGGCCUCCUUCAGGGUCUGCUCGACCUCCUCCCCCUGUAACCACUGCUGCCCUCCGAGUCUUGGAAGCAAACGGAGCUAUGGGGCGAAGGCCUCUGGUGGAGCGAGCCCCAGGCGUCUGCAAAGCGGCUCUUCCACAGACCAGCAAAGCGGCUCUUCCACAGACCGGCAAAGCGGCUCUUCCACAGCCCAGCAAAGCGACUCUCCCACAGCCCAGCAAAGCGACUCUUCCACAGACUACUAUUCACGGGCCACCAGCACGCAGUGCUGGGGCAGGUCCUCGAAGCCCAGCCAACAGGUCCCCAGCUUCUGGGAAAGGAGAGAGGGCCCCUCUGAAGACCUCUGGCCAGAGUUCUGUUUCUAGCCCGGGGCGUGCCAGCAGUGGGAUCGCCAGACCAGGCCCCGUUGUCCAGAAGGGACUCCAACCUCUGACUAAGGAACCUGUGGUCAGAGGUAAAACAUCAGAGACGCCCAAAAGGAAUACUCUGAGCUCUGGAACACGAAGAGUUUUAUCUGCAGAUUCUUUAGGGCCCACCUCAGGAGCCCCCUCCCCCGCCAUCACCCGUCGGUCAAGGGCCCCAGCUACAGAGAUGGGACUUCCUCAAUCAGCUCCCAGUGCCAGACAGCGUCCUCUAACCACCGAGGCAUCCAGGAAACCUGUGACCAGUGCUUCUGAACCCAGUGCCACGGAGCCGAGCCCAGUCAUUAGGAGGCGCUCUGUCGCUGGUGGCAGCCUGCAAAAGUCGGUCUCCCGUUCACUGAUCCCCAGUGCUACUCCUCAGCUCUCCCCAUCCCGCUCCGGGGUCUCACCGCGUGGAACCCCACGGGCUCCUGUGCACACCUCGCAGCUCAAGUCGAAAGGGCAGCAAGCUCUGCACCCAACCCAGACCACAGUCCCAAGGAAGAACAGGCCCUCUGUACAGAGCCUGAAUCCUGCUUCAUCUUUAGUCACGCCUGCUUCAUCUGGUGCUUCCUCUGUUCAGGUCCCAGAAGAUCCCUUGCAGACCACACUUCCUCCCUCUCCACCUGCCACCCCGCCUCUACCUGCUUCAUUUCAACUACCCCAAGCACAAGCCUCUUCACAGGCAAUGCCCUCACAGUCUGGACAUGGCUCACCGUCACCUCCCCCACUUUCUCUGCAGAACCUCCCCUCUCCACCAGCCACACCGCCUUUGCAAGCUCCACCCACAUGUCUGGGUACUGAAGAGGCCUCUGACUCACCCCCACCAAGAGCUGUAAUGUCUCCAUCCCUCCCUCCCCUUAUACAGAGUAUGCCCCCCAACCAGGCUUCUUCAGUAUCACAGCCUCAGGAGACUCUCUUGGCCACGCCUUCCUCACCUACUCCUCUACCUCUAGCCACGCCUCCUCCACAACUCCUUCCUUCUCCGCCAAUUUCCCCGCAGAAUUUGCCCACUCCCAUUGCCACACCCUCUCAAUUGCCGCUCUCCACUCUAACUGCUCCCCCUUUCCAGGCCAACUUUUCUGUGUCUCCGCCCCUCCCCCAGGCCACACCCUCUAAUCAAACCACCCCACCUUUACAAGACCCUCUGUUUCUGGCCAUUUCUCCUCCAGUUUCUUCCUCUACCUCCACUUUACCACCUGUGCUUGCCCCUCCCUCUGCCGUGGUCACGCCUCCUCUGGUGUUCCCACCUUCUCCGACUUUGCCCAUUUCACAGGCCUCUUUGUUGACCUUGCAGCCCGCACUGGCCUCCUCGCCCCAGCAGGCCACGCCUCCUCCUUUGGCCUUGUCCCCUCUAUCCACCCAACUCUCUAUGGGCUCACUUUCCUUGCAGGCUUCGCCUUCUUUUUUGCCUACCCCCCCUAUGCAGCCACACGCUCUACCCUCGCCUCCUUUGCAGGCAGCUCCUGUUACAUACCCUUUGCCUCUUUCCUCACCCUCUGCUUCACCCCCACUGCCCGCUCUUCUCUCCCCUCCUGCCUCACCUCCUCUGGAGGGCCCUCUUUCUCCCUCAGCCUCACCUUCGUCUCCCUUGGCAACUCCCCCUCCAGAAGCCCCACCUUCACUGGGCUCACCCACUCUUUCACCCCUGGCCACGCCCCCUCCUCAAGCCCCACCUCUGACCUUGCCCCCUCUGCCAGCUUCCACCACCUCCCUGGACACAACCGUAAGUUCUCCACAGGAUCCCCCCUUGGCUUUGCCUCCUCUACAAACCUCUCCUUCUCCUCUGACAAUACCCUCUCCGCAGACCCCACCUUCUCUAGCCUUGCCCCCUCUGCAGUCUCCCUCCUCCCCAUUGGCCACAGCCACACCCCCCCUACAGAUCCCCCUUGUGGUUUUACCUACUUUACAGACCCCUCCUUCUCCCCUGACCACUCUCCCUCCGGGGGCCCCUCCUGGCCUGACCUCGCCCGUUGUCCAGCCUCCUUCUCCUCCUGCCUCACCACCUCUGCAAGCCCCUCGUCGACCCCCGACCCCCGGUCCAGAUGUCCCCAUCUCAGGUCCACGGCUGACCCUGGCGCUGGCCCCUGCUCCGCCGCUGCCACCCUCGCGAAGCCCCUCCAGUACGCUGAGCGGCCCGGACCUGGCAGGCCACAGCAGCAGCGCUACGAGUACACCGGAGGAGCUCCGCGGCUACGAUAGCGGGCCCGAGGGCUGCGCUACAAUCUCCCCGGCCCCGGAUGCGGAGCUAGCUGCCUGCCACCCGGCCUCCUGGAGUCGAAGUUCUGCUCCACCGUUAGCAGUGCGCGGCACUCCAGGAGUUCCCCUGCAGUGGCCUCCCACUGCUGGCCCGGGUUCCUCUGAUGGCUUGUGCACCAUCUACGAAGCCGAAGGACCAGAGUCGGUGGCCCCCACCCCUGGAUCCCUAGAUGUGGAGCCAGAACCGAGGCCUGGCUCUGGCAGUGCGAAGGUGACUGCUGCAGCCUGUGCAGGAGCAUCCUCGAGAAGCCCAAAGUCGGCUCGCCUUGGCGAGCUGCCGCUGGGAGCGCUUCAGGCAAGCGUCGUGCAGCACCUGCUGAGCCGGACACUGCUGCUAGCGGCUGCGGAAGGUGCAGCUGCCAGCAGCGAAGGUGGUUCAGGAGGCUCAGGGGGCGGUGGUGUCUCGGGAGGAUCCCGGGCUCCGCUCAGCGAUGCUGAAUUGGGUCGCUGGGCCGAAUUACUGUCUCCCUUGGAUGAGUCGCGUGCCAGCAUCACUUCAGUCACCAGCUUCUCCCCAGAUGAUGUGGCCUCCCCACAGGGUGACUGGACUGUGGUGGAAGUGGAGACUUUUCAUUGAGCCAGACCCCAACCCUGUCCAUCAUACACAUACCACUUUAGAAUCCACCCUUCUGGUUACACCUCUUUUGUCUUAGUCUCCACUCCCACUUCCUAUGCCACUUGAAUGGAUUGGUUUUUACCUCUAGAGCCCUGUGUUUGGGCCCAGGCUGUACCCUAUUCUUCCUUGGCUUAGGCUUGGAUUGUAACCACACCACACUUGGCCUAGGCCUUCCAUUUGAGCUUCUCCUCUUUGGCCUAAGCCACACCCCUUCUCCAAGGAGCCAUGUCACACCCUUAUGUUCAGUGGACAACGAUAGUUUACAUGCUUAAUGGUUUACAUGCUGGCACCUGUGCACCCUGCCCCUUAGGAGCUGGGAAAGGACCACAGAGGUAGUUCGAAGGGCCAGGCUACACCAUACCAGUGGUUAUGCCUGAGCAAAUCGGAGUUCUGGCUGAACUGACUUUUCUACAGAAAAGGGGCUGGUAAGACAGUGGCUAAAACAGUCUUGUGACUUUUCGGGUCUCACUUCUAAUGAAAAUGCUAGGCCUGGGUGGAUGAACUGGAGAGCUGCCAAAGUUCUUACUCUGGACAUGGGGUAGUUUGUGCUCCUGGGUACCCCUUGCUACAGCCCCUUUGUCCUGUUGUGCACCCUGCACUCCUUCUCUUCCAUGCUUGAGAGUUGGGCCUGAAAGAUGAACUUGAACAGAGGAAUGGUGAGUCCUUGACUUCAUCUGUUACUUCUCCAUGAUGGGUAGUGUCAAGUUGACAAAAUGUAGAAAACACCCAAAAGAGAGGCCUCUUGACACGCCUGUGGGGGAUUAACUUGCUUGGGCUGAGGUGGAAGCACCCAUGUAUUUUGGGUGGCACCAUUCCCUGGCUGGCAUACUGGAUUGUGUAAGCAGAGAGCUGGGCAUGCCUUCGAUGGUGGAUGCUGCCUUCCAGCUACUAUUGCCUUGACUUCCCCAGGGAUAGACGAUUCCCUGAACUGUGAGCCAGAAUAAAACCUUUCUCGUCUAAGUUGCUUUUGUCAAGGUAUUUUAUCAGUUGAAAAUAAACUGAGACAAUCUCCUUUUCCUUUUACCAAGAAGGCUACAGU